Messenger RNA from Ciona intestinalis (vase tunicate), 406 nucleotides. Lineage: Eukaryota; Metazoa; Chordata; Ascidiacea; Phlebobranchia; Cionidae. The record is from RefSeq and is a predicted model, not a curated record.
CUUUAUCGUAUUAGCGCAGCCAGCAAGCAGCAACCAGCAAUAUGUCGAGCCAAGGAGCAGUAAAAACCCAAGUCGUAGCAUGUAUAUUCUGCAUAAUGGUAAUAGCUUCAGCAGUUCCUGUUUCAAGAAUCAAUUUGGAAAAGAAUAACGGGGUGGAGGUAUGUCCGGUAAUAUGGGCACGCAGUCAGUUACCAGGAUCAAGAUAUUUGUUACGUCCAAUGUGUCGAUACGACGGUUCAUUCCCUUCCGCUCUUAAUUUCCAAGACUUACAAAACUCUGGCAGGUUCGCAUGCAAGACGGUAUACGCCAAACAUUACAGAGGCGAAAUAAUUGAGAACGGAUGCAAACUCUUCAAAACUAUGUAAUCUCUGACUUGUUAUUUAUUUGUAAAUUUUCCUGAUCUAUU